GCCGCCGCGCCGAGACCGCGCCGCCCCGCACCGCCAGCAUGCUUCCAUGACGUUUCCUAACACAUGAGAAUGGGAUGUAGACAGUCGAAAGAUGGCAAGAGCAUCUAUGAAAAGGAGUCCUUAGAGGCAGCCGAACAUGAGGGAGCCAUCAAUUGCAUGGGCCUGUCGGAGGAUGGCUCCCUGCUGGUCACCGGCUCCGACGACUGGACAGCCCGCAUGUGGAGCACCCAGACCGACGACACAGAGUGUCUCGGAGUGCUCGAAGGUCACGAGAACUCGGUGACCUGUGUCGCGCUGUCCGAUACGUUCGUCAUCACAGGCUCGUCAGACACCACCAUCCGAAAAUGGGACAUGACCAGAUGCGAGUGCAUCUUCAUCUACGAAGGUCACACCGCGCGCAUCAACCGACUGAUCUGCACCGGGGAGUUCAUCUUCUCCGCCUCCAGCGACAGAACAUCGCGGGCCUGGAUCUACGACACUGACGCCCUGAGUCAAAUUAACGACGCCAAAGCUUGCAUCAAGACGUUUAAGGGUCAUCGGCACGGGAUUCACGCGCUCAUCUUCCUCUCUGGAGACGCGCACGGCAGCAGUGACACGGAUGACGAGAGGGACGAGGAACUGGUGGCUGACGACACCGUCACCAUUCAUCCUGGCGACCGGCUCAUCACAGGCUCCAUGGAUACCACAGCCAAAUCGUGGAACGUCGACACCGGGCAACUGAUCCACACAUUCAGAGGUCACAAGGGACCUAUCGUCUGCAUGACGACUGAUGAAGAUGCAGAGACCCUCUUUACGGCCGGCGAGGACCACGCUAUCAAAAUCUGGGAUAUCUCCAAUGGGAUGCUGAUCCGGACUAUGGACGGUCACGCGGAUGCCAUCCUCUGCAUGCAAGUGGUGAAGAAGCUGCUGUACACGGGCUCCAAGGACAAGACGGCGCGCUGCUGGGUGACCGCCUUCGGCGAGAACACGCGCACCUAUCAGAAGAGUCAGCACUCGGUCAGCUGCCUCAAGGUCGCCAACGGCGUCGUGUUCACCGGCAGCGGCGACACGCACGCGCGGGCGUACGACGCCAAGUCGGGUGCCCUGAAGCGCACCUACACCGGCCAUGGCUCGGCAAUCAGCUGUCUGCAGUGGAUCAACCACAAACUGUACACCGGCUCCAACGACGGUGUGCUCAAAGUCUGGGACGCCAGAGAUAUCGCCGAUGACCCAGUGGUGAACGAGUCAGACUCCGACUCUGAAGAAGACGAGGACAUGAAGGAGCUCAACAAGGAGAACAAAGUGCGGCUCCGCGAGCUGGAGCGACGGCUGGAGAACGUCGGCACCACAGACGACGAGAUCAAGCAGAUGGAGGACACCAUGGCCGGCAUACAGGACUACGAUUAAACCAAGAGGUCGACUGGCCGAAAUACAAUAGAAGCCGCCGGUUAUUCUGGCUUGAUGUUGUGGAAAACAAUUCUGGAAAAAUCGAGAGCUCCUGAAAGCGCUGGCGCAAGGAGUUGCGAUAGCUUAUUGAAUUCAGAAUGUUGUUUUUCGCAAAACGAGCUCGGUUGUUACGAUAGGUGCAGCAGAGUUGGUUAUUUUUUACCCCAAAUGUGAGACGCUUCCGUCUAGGGGUCGGCGCCGCGGGCGGGGUUGGCCCUUCUCGGUCGUGGGGGUCCACCUGAGACGUCCAGCACGACCGAGAGGCGACGGCGGCCGGUGGGCGGAGACGCUCGUGGGCAGGCGCGCCGCCGGCCGCCCCCGCCCCCGCCCAGAGUCUCCAUAGGACAGAGCCGCGCCGACAUGCUGCCGGCAGCGACGCGGGCCGCGACGGCCGGCGCCGCCCGCGACUCUGAGCUGAGCACCCGACACCAACCGAGACGGCCCGCCGCCGGCCGCCGCGCCCGCCCGCUGCCCAUCGACGCUAAUACAUGUGUGCUGGAUGUCGUA
Molecule: messenger RNA, 1932 nt
Organism: Amphibalanus amphitrite
Lineage: Eukaryota; Metazoa; Arthropoda; Thecostraca; Balanomorpha; Balanidae
Product: WD repeat-containing protein 86-like
Exons: 11
Coding region: 64-1386 (440 amino acids)
Molecular function (GO): protein binding
Source: RefSeq, a predicted model, not a curated record